GCAGCUGUGACGACUGCAGAACUUUCGUUUUUUUACAUUGUUAGUCUAUUUCCUCGAGCGAACAAGCGAGCGAGUCAACGAAGCCCAAGUCGCGACGGACUUGUACAUGCCGUUCCCCUACAUUUGCUUGCUCACUAGUCCCCGCAAACCGCAACUGAGACCAGUGACGGAAUUCCCAGCACAGCAGUCAAGAAGAAGCAGCCGCCCGUCGAACCCCUCCGCUUUCCUGCUGGCCAGAAGUUCAACAACUCUCUCUCUCUCUUUCUCUCUCCCUCUACCUCUAGCUGAGCAAAGCACAGCCUUAAUCCCUGACGAAACGGUCCGGUGGCCGAGGAUGUGAGAGGUGGACGAUACCGGCUGGAGAUUUGUAUACCAUACCACCACCAUCGAGCGAGCGAGCGUGAACGAGGUUCAUCGAUCUCCUGAAACCAGUUGCGGCCGAUUUAUGUCAGGCUGAGUGGCAUCGCCUGGCAUCGCAUCGCCAAGGAGGAAGAAGGCCCAUCUGCCUGCUUGCCUGCCUGCUUACUUGCCUACCUGUCUAUCUGCCUGUCAGUUGAUCUGGUUCAGCACGCCCCAACCGACCUCAGCCGUCUCUCCGCCACUACCCCCCAGAAGAUCAAGAAGAAGAAAAAGGACGAGGAGAAAAAGAAGAAGAAGACCAGAGAAGAGGAGAACGACGAGGAGGAGGACAAGGAGAAGCGGCCGUCCAAGAGCGCACUCCCGCCAGAGACUACUGCUGCAGUGUUCAACUUUGACUUCGGCGCAGGCAUCGAGACGAACCUUCCCAUCGAGACGGAGCUGUCCAAGGUCGAGGUCGAGGUCACACCGGCCCCAGAGCCGGCGAUCGCGAGGCCGAAGCUACCGCCCGAGCCUAUGGCCGUGCCUCAGGCACCCGUGAACAAGCGCCGGUCCAGGUCGAUCGUGGGCCGCCCCAAGUCAUGGCUGGCAGGCAAGUCCGCCUCUGCCUCGUCGUCUUCAGAUGCGUCGUCGGACCAGAAGGAGAAGGCCGCCGCCGCCGCCGCCGCCCAGAAUAAGGACAGCAGGAAGGUGGUAGCGCCACGAGACGACAACGGCGAGACGGACGCUGCUGCAAG
Molecule: messenger RNA, 1094 nt
Organism: Cryphonectria parasitica EP155
Lineage: Eukaryota; Fungi; Ascomycota; Sordariomycetes; Diaporthales; Cryphonectriaceae
Exons: 2
Coding region: 107-340 (77 amino acids)
Source: RefSeq, a predicted model, not a curated record